Messenger RNA from Schistosoma curassoni, 1367 nucleotides. The record is from the annotation of a GenBank genome assembly. Lineage: Eukaryota; Metazoa; Platyhelminthes; Trematoda; Strigeidida; Schistosomatidae.
AUGGCGUUGUAUGGUGCUCCGUUUCCCAGAUAUAUAACUUAUACAGAUUGGUUACAUGAUGCAUGUAAUACUGACGAUGUUUAUUAUACAUAUAAUGGGCGCAUAGUAAAUAAUAUGGAAGAAAUUCCUGAAUGUGCUUUGUUGAACGUGCACUAUCGUUUGCGCGGUGGUAAAGGGGGUUUUGGAUCUAUGCUACGGGCUAUUGGGAGUCAAAUCGAGAAGACAACCAAUCAUGAAAUGUGCAGAGACUUAUCAGGUAGGAGAAUGCGUGAUGUAAACCUGGAAAAAAAAUUAAAGGAAUGGUAUGCUACGGCUGACGAACGGGAACGUAAAAAAGCAGAGGAAUAUAUUGAAAGACGACGAAAACGUCAAGAACUAUUAAAACAGGGUCUCUUACCUGAACAUAGUUUUUCAGAUCGUGAAUAUGAACGACAGAAACGUAAAAUUGCUUACGAACUACGGGGAGCCUUAGAUAUAGCUAUAGAAAAUGUUAAGAAAGAAAAGAAACAAACGGAAGUCCAACCUGUAAUUUCCUCUGAAAAGCAGCUGAAUGCAAAGCGUACUCGAUUAUGGAUUGAGGAAAUGGACAAAGAGCUGUCUUCGGGUUCUAGCGAUGAAGAAUUUUCGGCUAGCUCGUCAUUUGACAUUUCCUCUAGUCUUGCAAAACAAGAUGAUAAUUUGCCCGUAAAAGAUGAUACCAAAGCCAAAACGGAUUCUACAGAAAUCCUUAACAGUAUUAAAUCAGAUGUAAUCGAUAAGAUGUUAUGACGAGUAAUGUUGGAGUCUGAUACUGAGAAAAAAACUUCUCAUACGCAAGUCUAGGUGGCUACCAGUGAGAAAACUACGAGUAAAGAAAGUUCAACCAUUUAUUGAUCAAUAACUUGCACCUGACUGGAAAAAGGUGAUCUCAUUUGGCAACUUUUGACUGCUCCAAUUUCGCAGAAGAAGCUAGACAAAUUACAGUGGAAUAAAUGGUAGUGAGCUUAAAAGGAAAACGACUUUUUGGCAACCUACUGGAUUUAUUUGAAUGUACGCUAUUCUCUUCUUUAUUCUAUUUUACAGGCUUCUGUCUUUAAUGUAGUCUGAUUUAAAAUAUCUCAACAAAAUAUACCCUAAUACUGCUUUAAUCUAAGAGAGGACGACUCUUAGAAGUAUCCAAUAAAUCUGUUUGAUUUUCCGAACUCGAUGUUAUCGCAACAAUCUGAUAAAAUAGAAGCAAGGCCGUUGAAAUAAUUGUGAUUGUAUAAGUUGAGUUAAUAACGUAUUUAUUUAGAUAACAUAUAGAUCCAUUAGUAAUAAAGAAUAUCACACUUAUAAUACGGAUAAAAGGAUAAACGGCCUUACAUUAUAGACAACUGGAAGCCCCG